Molecule: messenger RNA, 1628 nt
Organism: Gossypium raimondii (Peruvian cotton)
Lineage: Eukaryota; Viridiplantae; Streptophyta; Magnoliopsida; Malvales; Malvaceae
Product: ammonium transporter 1 member 3
Exons: 1
Coding region: 77-1465 (462 amino acids)
Biological process (GO): ammonium transmembrane transport; ammonium homeostasis
Cellular component (GO): membrane
Molecular function (GO): ammonium channel activity
Source: RefSeq, a predicted model, not a curated record
CUAUCUCACUAUAUCUUCAUUUUCUCCAAUUACAAUUUAGAACCAACCAACACUACCAUCUCUAUCUUCAACAAUCAUGGAGAUGUCUUGGGAGCAAAGCGUCACCUACUCUAUCAACACUGUUUACCUUCUAUUUUCCGCUUAUUUAGUCUUUGUAAUGCAGCUUGGCUUUGCCAUGCUCUGUGCUGGUUCAGUCAGGGCCAAGAAUGCCAUGAAUAUUAUGCUCACAAAUGUUGUGGAUGCUGUUGUUGGUAGCAUCUCUUAUUAUCUCUUUGGUUUUGCCUUCGCAUUUGGUGACACCUCCAACCCUUUCAUUGGCACAAACUUCUUUGCCCUCAAAGAUAUUCCUAAUACCUCAUUUGAUUACUCUUUCUUUCUUUACCAAUGGGCUUUCGCCAUUGCAGUUGCAGGGAUUACCAGUGGGUCAAUAGCUGAGAGGACCCAAUUCAGUGCUUACCUGGUUUUCUCAUUUUUCCUCAGUGGGUUCGUUUACCCUGUUGUGGCUCAUUGGGUGUGGUCGUCUAGUGGGUGGCUCAGUGCCAGUUCAACCAAUCCACUGUUUGCUUCUGGUGCUAUUGAUUUUGCAGGGAGUGGCGUGGUGCAUAUGGUAGGUGCGGUCGCUGGAUUUUGGGGUGCUUUAAUUGAAGGUCCAAGAGUGGGUAGGUUCGAUGCUUUUGGCAAGCCUGUGCCAAUGCGUGGCCAUAAUGCAACCCUAGUGGUUCUGGGGACAUUUUUGUUGUGGUUCGGUUGGUUUGGGUUCAAUCCAGGCUCAUUCGAUAAGAUCCUCGUGGCCUAUCCUAGUACAACCAAUCAAGGUAAUUGGACCGCAAUUGGCCGAACAGCGGUUACAACCACACUAGCCGGAUCAACGGCUGGAAUUGUAACAUUGUUCGGCCGAAGAUUACUAGUGGGCCAUUGGGAUGCACUCGAUGUAUGCAACGGAGUGCUAGGGGGGUUCGUCGCGAUAACAUCGGGCUGCGCAGUUGUUGAGCCAUGGGCUGCUAUCGUUUGCGGUUUUUUCUCGGCCUGGGUCUUGAUUGGGCUGAAUAUAGUGGUAAUGAAACUGAACUUUGAUGACCCAUUAGAGGCUACCCAAUUGCAUGGGGGAUGUGGUGCAUGGGGUUUGAUUUUUACUGGAUUGUUUGCAAAAGAGGAGUUUGUGAUUCAAGCCUAUGAGGCAGGAGACACCAGUGUGGUGCGACCUUACGGGCUAUUCAUGGGUGGGGGCUGGGGACUGCUGGGGUGCCAAGUGAUAGAGCUUUUGGUGAUAGUGGGUUGGGUUAGCGUCACAAUGGGGCCUAUAUUCUAUGCUCAGCAUCGACUGGGGAUACUGAGAAUAUCAGUGGAAGAGGAAAUUGCAGGAUUGGAUAUUUCCAGCCAUGGGGGAUACGCUUAUAAUACACAUCAGGAAGAAAAUCAGCCUCGUUUUUAUGCAGAUUAUAUGAGAAUGCAUGGUCACUCAUAAGCUUAUCACCCAUUUAUUUUCUAUUUUUUAUUCUAUCUUUCAAACAUCAUUUGUAUUAUUGGAUUAUUAGUAAAUGCGACUGCUUAAUUUGGUAAGAUGUAAUUAAUCAUUACUAAAUAUGUUGUAAAUUCCAAAUUUAGUUUAAGUUUAGUUUUUAUCCUAA